UGGCGCCCAGCGUCUUGUGUUUUAUUCUUCACCAAUCAUGACAGAGCAGCCUGGCCCAAUGCACUGAAAGAAGAGAGAACCUUCGACCGUGUCUUCUGCCCGCCUCUCGUCUUCCUCUUGCUCGCGCCCACAAACGGAGAGUGGGUCCACGCCAGCGAUUUCAACACGGCCAUGGCGCCACCCCGCCUCGACGCAGCCGAGGACGCGCACGAGCUCCAGUCGUUUCUUCGCGAUGGUUCAGCCACAGGCGAUGCGCACCGGCGCCAUGCGACUAGAGCAGCAACGAACGGCGAACCGGAAAGCAAGGGCAAGGGGGACACCUAUGCAGAUGAUGAAGACGAGGGAAGCAGUGACUAUGACGAGGACUUUGCCGACGAGACCUUUCGGCUCCGAACUGGACGGCCUUCGGCGUCGCUGGACCUCCCGCCAGGGGCGGCUGCAGCGCUGCGACGGGAGGCCGGAGUAGACGAAGAUGCUGUUGAUGACGAGGAGAGCGCGCACAGCAAGCGUCAGAUGACAGAUGAUCCGAUGGUCAUCAUUUCGAGGGCCGUUCCGGACACAGACGACCCGACGCUGCCGGCAUUUACGAUCAGAGUCGCGCUCAUUGGCUCCUUCUUCGCCAUCAUUGGCGCUGGCAUUAGCCAGGUGAGAGACAUCGCAGGCUUAUCUUGGCGACUCACACCCUGACUUCUGCCUUUCCAGCUCUUCUUCUACAAGUCCAACUCGCCCUCCUUCUCGUCGUACUUUGUCAUUCUCGUCUCGUUACCCAUCGGCCGCUGGAUGGCCAGGAGCUUUCCGAAGCAAUCGACGCACAUCCCUUUCACCAGCUUCUCCGUAGACCUUAAUCCGGGCCCUUUCAAUAUGAAGUGAGAAUGACUCCUACCCCGGCCUCUUGUGUUCGCCGAUGCUUACAGUCCCUCGUCAGAGAGCACCU
Acaromyces ingoldii is the source of this 934-nucleotide messenger RNA. RefSeq lists its product as hypothetical. Lineage: Eukaryota; Fungi; Basidiomycota; Exobasidiomycetes; Exobasidiales; Cryptobasidiaceae. The transcript has a single exon. The record is from RefSeq and is a predicted model, not a curated record. The coding region runs from base 172 to 687 and encodes 171 amino acids.